UUAAACAUGAUACGAUAUGAUGUGAUGCGCGGGAACGAUGAUUGCUGACGUGCCACGCAGAUGAUUGGAUGUUCAGAUGGAGUAGAAGUUAAUAUCCUGCGAUUGAGACGAUCAUGAUACAUGAUAUACGGGGGUACUGGGAUUCGACGUUCAUAUCCAUCGGCGGAGAGAUUUUCAAUCGCUCGCUGGAUCCAUCCCAAAUUGUCAAAAGACAGUCUGCUGGCAUUCUAGAUAUCAUAUUGUUGAAUGCAAGACUAUUGGUGGCCAUCUUCCUGCUGACCCUUCAGAUUUAUUUUAUCGCAUCCUCGCACAUCAUGCGUUUCUCCUCUACACUUGUUCUCGCCAUCGUCGCUGGAUUGGCGACAUCAAGCUCUGCCACGCCCGUUGAGGGCUCUGCCACAGAUAGAUGUGCCGAAUUUUGCUUCGGUGACGGAGCUUGCGCUGCCUGUAUGACAGGUUUGGUUUAUAUGCUCAGUGAGUCGUGUUUCUGCUUUCCUAUCAGUGCAGUAUAGCCGUUGGCACUGACACGCGAGUUACUAGUAAUAUCUUGAGUCCAUCAAUGGGUCGUUGGCAGUGAGGGUGAUUUCGUUUGAUUGGGAAAUGACACUUAAGGACAAUAAUAUUGCCGUACAGAUCAGUCCAUGGCGCAGUGUCAGUGACUGUUGCUCCUACUGAAUCGCCGUAACGGAUAUGAGCCUGUAUUUUGUACAUCUGCACCUAAUGAAAACACACCUAGGUCAUCCUUGUCCG
Molecule: messenger RNA, 750 nt
Organism: Suillus discolor
Lineage: Eukaryota; Fungi; Basidiomycota; Agaricomycetes; Boletales; Suillaceae
Exons: 3
Coding region: 114-512 (132 amino acids)
Source: RefSeq, a predicted model, not a curated record